Molecule: messenger RNA, 1658 nt
Organism: Plasmodium vivax (malaria parasite P. vivax)
Lineage: Eukaryota; Apicomplexa; Aconoidasida; Haemosporida; Plasmodiidae
Product: ubiquitin carboxyl-terminal hydrolase, putative
Exons: 9
Coding region: 546-1232 (228 amino acids)
Biological process (GO): ubiquitin-dependent protein catabolic process; protein deubiquitination
Cellular component (GO): cytoplasm
Molecular function (GO): cysteine-type deubiquitinase activity
Source: RefSeq, a predicted model, not a curated record
AACAGAAAAAAAAACAACAAAUAGGAAUACAAAGAAGCUUCAACCGAAUUUGUUUAAUCCGUGUAGCACAUGCGCCAAACCUGUUAAUUAAAUUUUUUUUUGAAGUACGUUGCUCGUUCGCGACCUUUUCACUCUGCGCAUUUGUUUGUACACCCAACUUGGCUAUGCGUUCCCGGGGGGUUGACAAAUUGAAAAAUCGCGGAGAAUAAAAAAAAAAAAAAUAAUAAAAUAAAAAAAGUAGUACAAAUAAGGGAAAUAAAAAUAAAACAAUACUGCCCUCCCUAAACGCCGCCUUUAAACACCCCCUUUAAACGCCGCCUUUUUUCAUGUGCACAUAUUUCACACCUCAAUGAAGAGAAAGCAAAUUUGUCCCCCAUAAAACGGUCCACAUAUAUAAGCCAACACAACGGGGAGGCACUAACGUGCAGGACAACGCCAGUGCCUUCUCUGCGUAAAAACAUCACACGGUGUACCCCGCACAGUAUACGCCGCACGGUAUACGCCACACAGCAUACGCCGCGCUGUAUCCCCCCCCGCUCCGCAAAAUGCUACGCAACAACGUUUGGGUUCCCAUCGAGUCCAACCCGGAGGCCCUCUACCUGUACUCCUGCAAACUUGGGCAGACAAAGUUGGCGUUUCAGGACAUCUACGGGUUUGACGCGGAGCUAUUAGAUAUGAUCCCGCAACCUGUGCAUGCAAUAAUACUGUUGUACCCCCUGAAAGAAGGCAUGGUCACCCCCAAUGCUGCAACCGAUGGAAGUGCUGAACAAAACAUUGACAAUAUUUGGUUCAUAAAACAGGUUGUUCCGAAUUCUUGCGGAACGGUGGCCCUUUUCCACCUCUACGGAAAUUUAAAGAAUAAAUUCGAGCUGGACAAGGACUCCCUCUUGGCCAAUUUUUUCGACAAGGUGAAGGACAUGUCGCCCGAGAAACGAGGCCAGGAAUUCGAAGUGAACAAGAGCAUCGAACUGCUUCAUCACGAAUUUUCCGGAAAGUCCUCCGGCACGGGGGAUGACAUAGACGUUGACACCCACUUCAUCGUCUUUCUCGAAAUUGACGGGAGGCUCGUCGAGCUGGACGGAAGGAAGGACCAUCCCGUUAUUCACUGCCCGACAACUCCGGCCAGUUUCAAAUACGACACGGGAAGUGUAAUACAAAAAAAGUUCAUAGAAAAGUGCGAAGAUGACAACAGAUUUUCAGCCCUAGCAGUUGUAUCAAGUGACGUUGUGUAGAGGAACUGUCCACCCUAAUGCGUGUGCAGUUAAAGAUCACCCUGUUAUUCCUCUCACCAAUUAACCUCUCCUUUCUUAUGUGAAUACCUGUUUGUUAAAUCUUUGCACGAUUGCCAACCGGUGUGUAUGCAUGUGCAUGCGCGUAAGUAGCGGGAAAGUUACGUUUCUCAUUUAUAAAGCGGCUCCUGUGCCUUUUUUUUUUCCUUUUUUUUUGCCCCUCGGAGGGUAUACGCGCAGGAGGGGGUACUCUCUUCCUCAUUUUAGGGAAUCCCGCGAAUGUUGCAAAAUUUGUACAGUUUGUGCAUUUUUUUACACAAUUUCCCAAUUUUUUUUUUUUUUUUUCAACCAGCGCGUGGGUGUACCUCGCUCGUUCUCUUCGCUUCACCACAUGGUGCGCCGUAAUUAACACUUUCGCAUCUUCGCAUC